AUGGGUUUGGUUUAUACAUUUACGCUUCUGCUCGUUGUAUCAACAGUGAGCCAGGCGUUUUUCCAAUCGCAACGAUAUCCUCAUACUCAUAAUCAACAAGCUUUAAACGGUUUAUACAAUCAACGAAUACAAUCAAUUCAAGAAUAUCGUCGUCCAUUAGAAAUCAAACCAGUAUAUAGUGUUGAUAUUGCCAAAUAUUUGGAUAAAAUCGGUAUUAAUCAUCGAGGUCAAGUAGCAACAUUACAAGAUGGUCAAAAGUUUCUCGUUCAUAAAGGACCUGACUUUGGUCACAAUUCUCAGACAGUUGUUGUUGACACACAACGUACACGUAUGUCAAGCCAAUGGAAACCACAUGGUUCUCCCGUGAAUGCUGGAUCUCAAUCAGUAGGAUUAGGUGAUUUAGUAAAAGCGGGUGGCAAAGAUUAUAGUUAUUUCCCUAACAACUGUAUUCGUGGUUGUAACCAAAUGAAAGAACGAUUUCAAAAUGGAAAAUAA
Messenger RNA from Adineta ricciae, 495 nucleotides. Lineage: Eukaryota; Metazoa; Rotifera; Eurotatoria; Adinetida; Adinetidae. The record is from the annotation of a GenBank genome assembly.